GAAAAAUUUACUUAAUUUUAUUUAAUAAUAACAAAUUAGCAAAAGCGCAGCAAUACAGCACACAUAAUUGUUUGCAAUAACUUUAAAAUAUUGAGAUAAUUCGAUUGAUCGAAAUUUGGUAAUCGAUUAAUAAUACUCCAUCAAAUUGUAAUCGAAUUCAAAAGUCACUUUUAUCUCUGACGUAAAGCGAAAUAAUAAAAACUAUUUAAAUUAUAAAAAUCAUAUAAGAAAAAAAAUAGGAUACUUUAUCUUCUUGUACCUUGAAAUUUUUCCUAAUAUAUCGUUACUUACAUACUGAUUUUAUAAGCAAUAAUAGGCAGUACUGUAUAGUAUGUAUAAUAUUUCUGCAUAUUGAAAGAAGCAACAGAACCGAAAGUCAAGAUUUAAAGAAUCAAUAAUUAAAUAUGCCAUAUACUGAAAGUUAUAUUAAAGAUAAAUUAAUUAAGGAAUUAAAUGCUUCUCACGUGGUAACUAGACGUUGUUUUUAAAAUAGCUUUUAUUCGUUGCAAUCAAGGAUAUAAGUUAUUGAAGAUUGUCGUCAUAUAUGACCAGAAAUGCAGGAGAGCAUGCAAAUUGUAUUAAUUUCCCUUUUAGCCCUUUUGUUAAGGUGGUGCAUUACGUACCACCCGUACAGUGGUCAAGGGAAACCUCAAAUAUUUGGAGACUAUGAAGCACAGCGACACUGGCAAGAAAUAACGUUAAAUCUUCCAACUGUAAAAUGGUACACCAAUACAACUGACAAUGAUUUAUUAUACUGGGGGUUAGAUUAUCCUCCUUUAACAGCUUACCAUAGUUUUGCCUUAGGCUACAUAGCUAAUAAGAUUAAUUCUUCCUAUGUAAAAUUACAUGAAUCAAGAGGUUUUGAAUCUGAAGAUCACAAAUAUUUCAUGAGACUUAGCGUAUUUUUUAUGGACAUGUUUACUUAUGUCCCAUCAAUGAUAUAUUAUAUAGUAACCAAUAAAACAUUGAAAAAUAUUGGGAAAAGGGAAUCAAAUAUAUUUGGUUUCACAAAACGACAGAUUAUCCUUCUAAUAGUAUUAAUUUAUCCAAGUUUGAUAUUAAUAGAUAAUGGACAUUUUCAAUAUAAUUGUGUAUCACUGGGCUUAUUUAUCGGUGCAGUUGCAUUUAUACUUCAAAAUUUAUUUAUUAUUGGAUCAAUUUUGUUUGUAGCAGCACUAAAUUAUAAACAGAUGGAACUUUAUCAUGCAUUACCGAUAUUUUUCUAUAUACUUGGGAAACAUUUACCUUUGAAACAAAAAAUUGGAAUAUCUAAUUUAAAAAUGCUAUUAUGGAUAUCUUUCACAGUAAUCGCAACGUUUUUCAUUAUAUGGUUACCAUUUCUUAAAAAUCUGGAAACAUUUGCAAGCGUAAUUCUUCGCUUAUUCCCAGUUUCCAGAGGUAUAUUUGAAGAUAAAGUUGCUAACAUUUGGUGUGCUGUAAAUGUUCUUUAUAAAUUACGUAAUACUUUUACAAAUGAACAACUAGCCAAACUUUGUUUAACAAUAACCGCAUUUGCGGUUUUACCAAGUUCUAUAGAUCUAUAUCUGAACCCGAAAAAAGAAAAAUUUAUUAUUUCUCUUAUUAAUUGUGCAUUGGCAUUUUUCCUUUUUUCAUUUCAAGUUCAUGAGAAGACAAUUUUACUUGUUGCCAUUCCAAUUUUAUUAUAUUUUCAGCAUAAUCCAUUUCCUUGUUUCUGGUUUUUAAUAAUUUCACAUUUUAGCAUGUUACCAUUGUUUAUAAAAGAUGAUUUGUAUUUAGCGUACUGCGUUACAUUAAUUUUUUAUUUUCUCUUCGUUUCUUGGGGAUAUCCUGAUUUGUUUAACAGUAGUGAAUCAUUGAAUAGAAAUGUACAUAUUAUGACUAAUCAAGAGCAAAUUAAAACAAAACUUAAAAGGAACAAAAGUGGAUUAAGUUUUGUGAAAGUAAUAAGAGAUACAUUUCAUUAUUGCAAAAGUGGCUUAUCAAGAUAUGAUCUAUAUUCUUGGAGAAUAACUUUAUUUCACAUCUCAAUUUUAGGAAUAAUAAUAUUAUCUGUUGUUAGCGGUUUUUUAAAACCACCAAAUAGAUACCCAGAUUUAUUCUCAUUAUUAGUUUCCAUAUAUUCCUGUGCACAUUUUAUUAUAUUUUAUUUAUAUUUCAACUACAAACAAUUUGAUAUAUCAAGAAACAUCAUAAAUAAAGUGAAUUAAUUUAGUACAGUGGUAUCAUAUUGCACAAAAUGCUAAAUGGAUAUAGCAUAUAACUAUUACUACCAUAAUAAAAUACCUUAUUUGUUUCAUAUAAA
Molecule: messenger RNA, 2284 nt
Organism: Osmia lignaria (orchard mason bee)
Lineage: Eukaryota; Metazoa; Arthropoda; Insecta; Hymenoptera; Megachilidae
Product: dolichyl pyrophosphate Man9GlcNAc2 alpha-1,3-glucosyltransferase
Biological process (GO): protein N-linked glycosylation; dolichol-linked oligosaccharide biosynthetic process
Cellular component (GO): endoplasmic reticulum membrane
Molecular function (GO): dolichyl pyrophosphate Man9GlcNAc2 alpha-1,3-glucosyltransferase activity
Source: RefSeq, a predicted model, not a curated record